Molecule: messenger RNA, 3032 nt
Organism: Nothobranchius furzeri (turquoise killifish)
Lineage: Eukaryota; Metazoa; Chordata; Actinopteri; Cyprinodontiformes; Nothobranchiidae
Source: RefSeq, a predicted model, not a curated record
CUAGUUAAAAAUCCUCUUUAUAAACCUCUUUAUUGUAAUGUUUAGUCCAUCUUUCCUAAAGCUGAGGCAGGUCAGGUCCAGAGCCAAGCAGUGUGGGUUUGAGUUGGACAACUUUGUUUUUAGUCUUUCAGAUGUGCUUCCAUUUGAUCUGACUUCAACUCACGACAUUGCAUUUAUUUUUUUAACGGAUCAAACUUUUCUCUUAAACUGCAGAAUCACAUCAGGACUUUGAUGACGGACAGUUUGGAAUUCACGAUGGGGUGAAAUGUGUCGACUCGGGGUGGCUGACAUGCCAGACAGACAUUCGCCUGCGUUUGCACUAUUCCAAGAGGCCUCCGGUGUCCAUCACUAAGAAGAAGUUCAAGAAGUCCCGCUUCAGGAUCAAGCUGACACUCGAAGGCUUUGAGGAAGAGGAGGAGGAAGAAGAGGAGCCCACCCCUUCAUCUUGGCACAAGAUGACUCCCACUCUCGGGAUCAGUAUGAUCAAUGCUAUCGGCUACAAGUCGAGACACUCCCAGCCAGAGUGUGGCUACGCCCUGGAGCCCACGCAGUGGACUGAGUACAGUAUCCACACCAUGGACCCCGACAACCUGGAGCUCACCUUUGAGUUCUUUGAGGAGGAUCUGAGUGAGCAUGUAGUCCAAGGGGACAUCCAUCCUGGUCACGUGGGGACAGCCUGCCUCCUCUCCUCUUCGUUUUUCGAGAGCGGCAAGGACUUGGGAGUUGUCACGCUUCCCAUAAUGGGACGAAACUCCAGGCAGACGAUCGGGAAAGUGAGAGUGGAUUAUAUGGUGAUCCGCCCCAUCCCGGGGCUCCAGUGCGACAUGAGCUCAUCCUACACGAAACAUUGGAAGAAAAGGAGCACCGUAGAUGUGGGUCACAGAGGAGCGGGCAGCACACAUGCUGCCAAACACUACAAAGUGCGGGAGAACACAGUAGCCUCGUUCACAAGUGCUGCUAUGCACGGUGCAGCUUUUGUGGAGUUCGACGUUCACCUCUCCAAGGACGAAGUACCAGUUGUUUACCACGACCUGACCUGCUGCAUUUCCACCAAAAAGAAAAAAGACGAGAAGCUGGAGCUGAUCGAGGUUCCAGUUAAAGAUCUGACAUUUGAUCAGCUGCAGCUUUUAAAGCUGGCCCAUGUCACCGCAAUGAAAGGAAGUGAUCACAAAGAUCUUCUGGAAGAUGAAGAUGAAGUGGAUGAACACCAGCCAUUCCCCUCACUGCCACAGAUUUUCCAAGCUGUUCCUGAACACGUCGGCUUCAAUAUCGAACUGAAGUGGAUCAGUCAGAUGAAGGAUGGAUCGUGGGACGGAAACUUGUCCACCUACUUUGACAUGAACUCCUUCCUGGACAUCAUCCUUGGCUGCGUUCUACAGAAAGGCGGAAAAAGACGGAUUAUCUUCUCAUGUUUCGACCCAGAUAUCUGCACCAUGGUUCGUCACAAGCAGAACAAGUACCCCAUCCUUUUCCUGACUCAGGGGAUUUCAGUCAGGUAUCCGGAGCUGAUGGACAUUCGCUGCCAGUCCACUCAGAUCGCCAUCAGCUUCGCUCAGAGCGAAAACAUUCUGGGAAUCAGCGCCCACACAGAGGAGCUGCUGAAGCACCUGGAUUACAUCAGGGAAGCUCAGUCUAAAGGCCUGGUGGUGUUCAGCUGGGGGGACGACAACAACGACCACGACACCCGGAGGAGCCUGCGGGCCCGGGGAAUCGACGGGCUCAUUUACGACAGAAUUUGUGAAAGCGUGCUCCCGUAUUUUGACUCGAGUUCUUCAGACUCCUCAUUUGUGAGGCCCAAGCAGAGCAGCCAAACAUCUUCCAGGUAGAGGAGCAGCACAGCCUGCAGGAAGUCAUCACAGAGGAGACCUUGAAGAGCUCCUCCUGCUCCUGCUACUCCAUCCCCUGCUCAUUGGUACCCUGCGCCGCCUCGCAGGCUCACGUUGGAAGUGCCGAAUCCGAUUCUGGCCUUAGCUCUUCAUAAAAUAAUCCCUCAGCUUCUACCUUCAUGAACAGUUUAUUAAACACACACACACACGCACACGGACCUAGGUAGGAUUUAGAAGAUUAAGUGGAAGCUUCUGCGCACUCAGAUAAAUGCCAAAAAAAGAUUUCUGUCUAUAUUUUUUUAAGUUGACCAGGAUGAUCAGGUGUUCCUUUUGGCAUCAGACGUAAAACCGCGUAGACCAUCUCCUCUCUCUUUCAUGUGGAUUUUAUUAAACCCUCAGAGGUUUUUUAUUUAUGCUUUUUAUUUAUAGUUGGAUUUUUAUGAAUUUAUGGAGAAAGAAGCCAUGCCAAACUUCAUUUCUCACACACCAGGACGGAGGUCUUUACAUGCUGGUGAAUUGGGAUAUUGCACAUUAGAGCGCAGGUUGAUGUUGCGUCGAAGUGAAACUUGAUAUUUUAUGGGUGAUGACUGAACUAUGGUGGUGCGGGAUUACAUUCUCUGCUAUGUAGCUGUGUGUUUGUGUUACCUGAUGUUCUCAAGUACCAAUCUGAUGCUGUUUCCUGAGGAAUUCUGGGUAAGAAUUGCUUUCUACAAACGGCGUGUGCAACUAGACGACGGUGCAGGUUUUACUUCCUGCUGGACCAACUUAACGCACUUCGAAACCACAUCAAUGAUUAGGUCCUCCUAAUGAGGAGGUUUAGUUGACUGCACUUGCAUCGACUUUUCUUGCCUUUGAGACUGUUUAUUGAUUAGCAUAUUAUUAUUAUUAGCUAUUAUGUCUUACACAAUUCAAACUGUACUGUAUAAUGUAGCUUACAUGUACCCAAUUAGAGGAAAAUAAUGGUUUAUUUGCACUCAGACCACAGCCUUAAAGGGUCAAUUUAAUUAUUUUGGUUUGUUUCUGCUUAAGGCCUUUGUGUUCAUCAGUAAAAAAUAAGACUCAGUCUUUAAACCAGUUUAAUUCUACAACACCACACAGACUGGUGCCACAUGAAUUCAGCAGUGAUGUCUGAAUCUGACUUUGCUGUGAGUUUUCUGUAUAUAUGUGUACAUACUAACACAAGUUGUUAAUAAAACCAACUCAUUA